AUGACGAUGACGAUUUCGAUGAUCCCCACCUCUCCUUCGUCUCUGCCCUCGUCUCUUCAGUCACGAAAAAAUAGAGCCCCUCCGCUGAUCGACACCGCUCCAGAUUCACCGCCUCUCGUUCGUUCUCAUUUCGAGGGAGACAUCGAUUUCCUCUCUGUGAAGAGGCCAGUGCUAGAUCAGAACUUGUACAACAUGGGGAUGAAAAUGACCUCAACAACGUUUGCAUCCACCACUGUUAAUGUCCUCCCGGCCAUUACUUUUGUAAUGGCACUCGUUUUCAGGCUAGAGAAGGUGAACUUGAGAAAAUUUCACAGUGUAGCCAAGGUCAUUGGAACCGUCAUAACAGUUUCAGGAGCUAUGGUUAUGACUCUGUACAAAGGCCCUGCCUUCCAAAUCAUAAAGGGUGGAGGAGCCAUGAGCCACCAUAGCAACUCUAGCAGUACCAGUACCACCGAACCCUCUGACCAGCACUGGAUAGUUGGAACUGUUUAUCUCCUAUUUCUUCAUUUUUUUCCAAUCUAGAAAAUCUCAAAUCAA
This is a messenger RNA of Glycine soja, 537 nucleotides long. RefSeq names its product WAT1-related protein At1g44800-like. Bases 1 to 522 code for a protein of 173 amino acids. The transcript has 3 exons. Gene Ontology annotation, cellular component: plasma membrane. Gene Ontology annotation, molecular function: transmembrane transporter activity. The record is from RefSeq and is a predicted model, not a curated record. NCBI's taxonomy places the organism in Eukaryota, Viridiplantae, Streptophyta, Magnoliopsida, Fabales, Fabaceae.